Molecule: messenger RNA, 4107 nt
Organism: Perca flavescens (yellow perch)
Lineage: Eukaryota; Metazoa; Chordata; Actinopteri; Perciformes; Percidae
Gene: vps9d1
Product: VPS9 domain containing 1
Exons: 19
Coding region: 183-2327 (714 amino acids)
Biological process (GO): vesicle-mediated transport
Cellular component (GO): cytosol; endocytic vesicle
Molecular function (GO): small GTPase binding; guanyl-nucleotide exchange factor activity
Source: RefSeq, a predicted model, not a curated record
AGAAUUCGGAAACUGAGAAAUCGAAGAACACGUCUCUUUUAGACAUUUGUUAACACCAGGCAGCGAAGAUGACGGCUGGGUGGAAUGGCUGGUUGAGAGCGGAGUGGCGAGGUGAAUUAGAGCCUUGACUCUGCCAGUACAGUAGGAGGCGGUAUACACCAUUACUGUGUUUACAGUCUGCCAUGACUGGACACAAAGAAGAAGAGGAGAAACGAAGAAGAAGAAUCCGGACCAUGGCUACAGCUGACAGUGGGGCGAAGCCCCUUCAAAAUGCUAUGAAAAUGGCCAAAGUAGCGAUACAGCUGGACGGAGAGAACAAACACCAGGAAGCUUACUGUGAAUACCUGCGGACGAUCAACUACAUAUCACGUGCACUUUUGGAGGAAGCUGAGUCACAAACUUCAGAGGAGGGGGACACGGUAGCGGUGGAGGUGGAGCGGAUGUUGAGGCUGGCUGAGCAGUGUCUGGAGCGAGCCAAGUCAUUUAUAGGGAAGAGAGCUGACCCCCCUAACCUCUCUGCGUCUGUCUCCACUUCCCUUUCCUGUUCCCCUGGCCAAUCAGAGCCCCAUCAGAAGGCCCACCUCCCAGCCACCGUUGCUGCAAACUCUGUCCCUCCAUCUGAUAGUCCUGUUGACGCAGGGCGUAGAGCAACCAGCCCAACAAAGACCAGUCACCGCAGGGUGAUGUCAGACGGUAGCGGAGAGCCCCCCCCUUUCCUGCCUCCUGAAGUCUUCCAGAGAAUACAAACCGUGGAGUCACAGGACACGAGCAAACAGGAGCUGACACCCAUAGAAGAAGCAUCACGUUUAAACCAGAAGUUGAAAGCCAAUUAUGAAGCUCGUCUGGCAAGGCUCCCACCUGGUCAGGCCUACCAGAAGACAUCGUUGACGCUGUGUCUCCAGCGGCAGAUGACGGAGAACCUCAUUAUUGCCAAAGCCAGGCAGGAUGCUCUCCAGAGGAAGAUGGAGGAGAGAAGACUAAGGCUACAAGAGGAGGCCAACAGGAGAUUUGCAGCAUCUGGGGCAAUGACUGCAGAGGAGCAAGAGCAGCGUGUUCUUUAUACAAAUGUACUGGAAUAUGAGCAAGACCAUGAUUGGCCCAAACUGUGGAAAGCCAACAUGAGGAAGAAUCCUGAUGAUGUCGCAUUAGUGUCAGGUCUAGUCUCCUACCUGCUCAGCCGGUCUGACCACCCAGUGGUGAAGCUGCUGAGGAAACACCAGUACCGGGUUUACAACAGGCUCUACCCUAUUGUCAGUAAACGCCUCCCCCAGAGUCUUGCCCUGCCAUUGAGGUCUUCUCGCAGCACUCACAACCUGCUUCAUCCAGAUAGCCAGACGAAGCCAACCAGGGGCAGUAGCGUUGGUGGCCAAAGCUUCAGCACCGGCUCGUCGCUCUCCCCCUCGCUCUCUCACGACCGCCACGCCAACUUUGACGAUAAGGAAGGGGAGGAGCCUCAUGCACAGGUGACGGUGGAUCGGGAGAACUCAUUUGAAGACCUGGAGCAGUUCCUGACCCAGUUGGACUGGGCCCCGCUCUGGCGCAGCACAGAUGACACUGGCUCGGAUUCCGAGCUGGGCUGUGAUCCCUCGAUGCAGCCAGAGCAGGAUGAGGGAAACAUUCAGGAGAUGGAGAUGAGAGCGCUGACAGAACACCUGAAGGCCGUUGUUAAAGACAUUCAUAUUGCAAUUGAUCAGCUUCUGUCACUGUGUUUGUUAUCCUUUGAGUGUCUAAACACAGCCAACUCUAAAGACCUGUGCCUUGUCAGCAUAGAGGAAGCCUUCUUCACACCGCUGUGGAGUGCCCUGUUGGCUCUUUUCAGGAGGGUCCACAGGGAAAAGGAGCAGGCCUUUGAGAAAAGUAUGAAGCUGUACUGCGAUGUUUCACCAGGAGAUGUUGGUGUUCCAUUGAAACUGUUCCCCGAAGAUCCUGGCGCACUGCAGGGUUCCUACCCCUAUGAGUCUGCUGUUCAGGAGCUCAAGCUUCUCAUCAAAGACUGCUGUCCACAGAGGAAGUUGGAAUGUAUUGUUAGGACUUUACGUCUGAUCUGUGCCUGCGCUGAGGAUUACAGGUGUCUUCAUGACGUGGAGUCCACACCAAAAACUGCUGCCAUCGGGGCAGAUGACCUGUUGCCCAUCCUGUCCUUCGUGGCUCUGAGGUGCCAGUGUCCUCAGCUGGUGUCUGAAUGUGCUGCUUUGGAGGAGUUUAUUCAUGAAGGCUAUUUGAUAGGAGAGGAAGGCUACUGUCUGACCUCCAUGCAGAGUGCCUUGGCCUAUGUUGAGUCAUUGUACACAGAAGAAACUCUGCUUCCUGCAGAAAGCCCCAUUUGAAAAAGGCUGUUGCCGUCAGAAGAGAUCCUUCCGACGGUUCAUCCAACAUUUCCUGCUGCGAGAGAGACCGCAGCUGAACCUGCAAUUCCCUGCAAGUUGUGCAGCCGCAUGGUACCUUGUACACACACCAACAUAUUGUAUAUUUAUGAAGGAUUUCCUUCUGCUCUGUUUCAAACCAAGGACUAAACCAGUGCCUAUGAGUUGGGUCCAACCUUUGCUGGGACCUCUAAAGAAAAUGCAAAGCAUUGCCGCAUUAACUAGCACUGGAUUGUUAAAGGGAUUGGAGUUGUCUUAGGGAACCUUUGGAUGUGAAGCUGUUGAUAAUAUGAAUGCUUACAGAAGAAAACCUGCAAUAUGGUUUACUAAUGAGGGAAUAUACUGCAUUUGUUAAGCAUAUUGGAGGUCUUACAAUUUUUCCCUGAGUGAAGGAGCCAAUCGUGUGUGCUUUGACUAAUCGAUUUCUUUCUUAGGGUAUGGUAAUAGCAUUUCAUAGAAAAUCCUUUGGAAAACUAUUUCAAGCCAUGUUCCCUGUGACAUUUUCUGUUCUAGAGUAUCUAUUUGCAGACAGACUUGCCUCAGGGGGAGAGAUGGAGAAUUUCAGAGAUGCCAUCUAAAACCAAUGUUAGACAUUGGUAGAGCACAGGAGUAACUGCUGAGUGACAGUCACUGUGUUUAGAUGUAACAGCAUGUUGGUUAACAUUUAAGUUUGGCAUACAGGAAUAUAAUGAUGUAGUAAUUACUGUUGUAAUACAGUUGCACUUUGUUAGGUGUGUGUGUGUGUGUGUGUGUGUGUGUGUGUGUGUGUGUGUGUGUGUGUGUGUGUGCCUCAGAGCAUCUAUCUUUUAAUGCCAAGGUUCAAAAUCAACAAACUCCAAAGAAAAGGUAAAACCAUUUUCAUAGCUUAUUUUACACUUUUUACCAAUUUCCUAAUGCUUCCCUUGAUGUCUACAAUUGCCCCAAAUUCACUAUAGAAUGGGAGCAAAAUGGCACCCUAUUUAUUUGGAAGUGGAUACAAUAGAUUUUGAGGUGCUUAAAAAUGAUCAGAUGUAUGGUAUCACAGAGAUUGUCAUGUUGAUUUGACGUGAUUGGACGAACUUCUUAACUGAUAUUUGACAUUUUCUAUGAAGUCCUUCAAGCAGUUUGGUUUUAAAUAAAUGCAGCCACCAGAGUCAGUGUUUACCUAAAAGGGUCUGGUGUUCUUGCAUUUUUUUAGCCGGUUGCGUUCAAAUCAUGUUUACUUGAGUGACCGUUCUCUAAAGCAUGCUGUUUUUUAACUUCCUUUAAGUCUUGAGUGUGCGCUUGUCCCUUCCAGGCAGCCAUUGGUUUCUAUUCAUUUUACCAGGGUGUACAAAUAACUUGCAAGUUCUGGAAACUUGCUUUGAAUCAGCCCCUAUUUGUGUCCAAGUUGUGUUAUGGUUGCAGUAAUACAGUUAAAACCUCAAAAUGAAUUGAAAGCGCCAUUGUGGUGCAUUCUUAUUCAUUGAGAUAUCUUUAAUCAUGUUUUUAUUUUGUGUUUUGAAGACCUGAAGCAGACAUGGAUCCAGUGUCACAGCCUGAAAAAGUACAGUUUUUGAAAUUGUUGUUUUAUUUAGUUUGGUUUGUUUGCUGAUAUUUUAAUAUUUUAUUUUCCAUGGGUCCAAAAGAUGUAAAAAGAUGUCCCAAGAACUGUUAAGAACUGAGUUAUGUCAAUAUUUAACUGUUUUACUGUGAAAUGUUGGGAAUAUGUGAAUGUGUGUUUGAGAGAUGGGUCAAUAAAGAGAGCAAUAUUUAAAUCCUUUAA